AUGUGGCAUUCUCUGAAAUCACAGAGGCUCCCAGCCCAGAUCCAGGUAGCAAUGUUGAAUCUAGGAGAGUGGGGUCCAUGUUCUGGCAAUGACUGUGGAUUUGGAGGGACACAGAGGAGAGUGAUUUGGUGUGAGCACAUAGACGGCACCACUGCUGAUCACUUAGACUGUGUAGCAGAGGAAUCACCUCCUGGCACCAGAGUGUGCUUCAAGGUUUGUCUGAAUCAUAGGAACCUCUUCCAAUGGCAAGUCAACGACUGGGGACAGUGCACACAGAACAACAACCUAGAGAUCGCAACAACAGGGGAUGUGACAUCCUGCGGACCGUCGUCCUUUGGACUUCAAGAGCGCACGGUCUCCUGCUUGGAGAUCUCGACUUCCUAUGUUCAGAGGAAUGAGGAUGGUUCGGUACCGGACUACAUCUGCAAGCAGUUUACCGCCAAGCCUUCUAUCUUCCAAGAAUGCAUCACACCUUGCGCCCAAGACUGCAUCGUGACGCAGUUCUCGCCUUGGAGCCCUUGCUCUAAGACAUGCGACAACGGCACCCAGUCCCGUGCACGCAGAGUGGUCAUACCGCCUUCGAACGGAGGACAGGGAUGUCCACCGCUGAGUGAAACCAUGGCAUGUUCUGCAGAUGAGCCUUGCGAAGUAGAGGAACUCUUUUCUUUCAGCCCUGGUGUGUCUGUCUGGGGACCAUGUGUGAUGUUUUCCGGAGGAUUCCCAACAGAAGGAUCUGAUACAGGUCUUCAGACCAGGAGACUCUGGUGCCAAAGAAGUGAUGGAAAAACUGUCAGAACAAGUAUGUGUUAUCGAGACGGAAUGUUCAAAGAGCCACCCCAGAACCAAGUCUGCAUCGUUCCGGUCAACUGCCAUGUCUCCGGUUGGUCCGAGUGGUCAUCCUGCUCGGACCCCUGCUCAUCAAACCUGGUCAGUCACUCGGUCAGAAAGAGGACCGUCCUGAAGGUACCAAAGGGAGAUGGUGAGCGCUGUCCUGAACUGGUCCAGAAGAGGACCUGUUCCUAUGAUGCUAAUACUUGUCCAAGGUAAAGGAAUUAUAACAUUGAUUGUGUUCCCUGUAUAAA
Strongylocentrotus purpuratus (purple sea urchin) is the source of this 1082-nucleotide messenger RNA. Its product is annotated as thrombospondin type-1 domain-containing protein 7B-like. Gene Ontology annotation, cellular component: plasma membrane. The record is from RefSeq and is a predicted model, not a curated record. The coding region runs from base 1 to 1047 and encodes 348 amino acids. Gene Ontology annotation, biological process: actin cytoskeleton organization. Lineage: Eukaryota; Metazoa; Echinodermata; Echinoidea; Camarodonta; Strongylocentrotidae. The transcript is spliced from 3 exons.